This is a messenger RNA of Ceratosolen solmsi marchali, 653 nucleotides long. RefSeq names its product spidroin-2-like. The transcript is spliced from 2 exons. The record is from RefSeq and is a predicted model, not a curated record. NCBI's taxonomy places the organism in Eukaryota, Metazoa, Arthropoda, Insecta, Hymenoptera, Agaonidae. The coding region runs from base 14 to 475 and encodes 153 amino acids.
CCUUCCACUCAUCAUGCAGUCCUUCGUAGCAACGAUCUUCCUCGCAGCUCUCUCCGUCGCCUCGGCAGCGCCCUCCGGUCUCUAUGCCCAUGGCGCAGCCCUGGCCGGCCCGAUAACCGGGCCCAACAGCCUUGUCGGCCCAGCCAACGGACCAUCCGCCCUGGCCGGACCCGUUGUCGGUCCUGCCCGCAUCUCCGGUGCCGUGGACCUCGGCGCUCUCGUCACCGGAGCCGUAGCCGGACCCUCUUCCGUUCAAGGUAGCGUGAGCGCUGGCACUGCCAUCCUCGGCGCUUACGGACCCGGACUCCCAGCUCCAGGAUACCUCGCAGGACCCGGCUACCUUGGUCUCGGUCAUGGUGCGAUCCUUGCCGGUCCCAUCGCCGGACCCACCCACCUAGCUGGACCCAUCGCCCCGGGUGCCUUCAUCGCCGGCCCAUCGGGCUACAUCAACGCUGGUCACGGGCCCUUCUACUAAACCGGGACUUCCAGCUGACAAAGGUUUAGAUAUCGUGACGACUGCAUGCUUCACAACUCCACACAUUAGACGAAUGCAUAAACAGUGACAAUACGAUAAAAGCACCACCUCGAAGUCAUUCAGAGGGGGCCCAAAGACCCGCAAGGCCCGAGAAUCACGAUCCCAGAGCAGCUAGCCA